AUGUCGGGUGAGCAAGGAGGAGAGCCGCAGCCGUCCACGUCGAGGGCGGGGAUGUCGCUGCCGCAGAAGCGCGGCUGGCCGUCGUUGUCGGAUCUCAUUCUCGCCGCCGUUUGUUCGUGCACGGCCCGUAAAGGCGCUUCGUUCGCUUUCAUUAAGAAGACGCUCGCCACCGAGGGUUACGACGUGGUGCGGAACGGUGGUCGUUUGAAGGCGGCGGUCGGUGCUUUGCUCAGUAAAGGGCUUUUGCGGCGGGUGACGGGCAGCGGCCUCGCCGGUUCGUUCCGCCUCGGCCGUGUCGGUAAGGAGCGAGUGGAGGGGACCGGACGGCGCGGGAGGGCGGUCGGUGAAGCCCGUAGGCGCCCCGCCGGGAAGACGAAGGGGCCGAGGCGCGCUGUUAAAGCCACCGCGCAGCGCUUGAAGAUGAGGAGACCGCGGGGAAAGGCGAAGGCGGCGGCAGCAGCAGCGGCAGAGGCGGCGGCUGGAGGCGUGGAGGAAAUCGGGGGUCCUGCGCCGGCUGAGGGCGAGUCUUAAGAGCGCGGUGGAUGGAGCGAUAAACGUUAAACCCAAAGGCUCUUUUAAGAGCCACCCCAGGGGGUUCAGCAAAGGAGCUGGUCACGGGGCGGGGGAGCGAGG
This is a messenger RNA of Harpia harpyja (harpy eagle), 633 nucleotides long. RefSeq names its product histone H1.11R-like. The record is from RefSeq and is a predicted model, not a curated record. Gene Ontology annotation, cellular component: nucleosome. The coding region runs from base 1 to 531 and encodes 176 amino acids. Lineage: Eukaryota; Metazoa; Chordata; Aves; Accipitriformes; Accipitridae. Gene Ontology annotation, molecular function: DNA binding. The transcript has a single exon. Gene Ontology annotation, biological process: nucleosome assembly.